Molecule: messenger RNA, 1060 nt
Organism: Papilio machaon (common yellow swallowtail)
Lineage: Eukaryota; Metazoa; Arthropoda; Insecta; Lepidoptera; Papilionidae
Exons: 4
Coding region: 1-1011 (336 amino acids)
Source: RefSeq, a predicted model, not a curated record
AUGAAAAGUAUCCAAGAGUCUUAUACCUUCGGAAAUAAGGAACAUAAUCACGACCCUCCACGAUGCACGCAGCUGAGCAACGCUUAUCUACUGCCGUCUCGAGGUGGAAAACAUCCUAUGCUAUUGCUCAACAGAUAUACAUACAAGAAGCAACGUGCUUUUGCUUCAGGCAAAGUGUUAUGGUACUGUUCCAGUAGAAUUGCAAAGAACUGCAAAGCGUUUGCCAAAAGCGUAGGCGACAUUUAUAUAUUCGGCGGUGUACAGCACACUCAUCCACCUCCAGGUUAUAAACCAACCGACCGACCAAUGGAGCCUGAUAAUGAGAAAUAUGUGGGUACAUCUCGAAGAGGCGGCGAGAUUCUUCAUUAUCAAGGUCAGGUGUUCAAUCUCCGAACCAAAAGUGCCGCAGGCAAAAAGACAUGGUGUUGUAAAUACUACUAUAAUUGCGCAGUAAUUUGUCCUGUCAAGAUUAAAACAUUGGGUACUCAACUAGAAACUGUUAAUUUUACAGGUGAUGAUAAUGAAAACUUAAAUUUGAUUAUAACAGACAUUACUUCUGAAGCGAAUGUACAAAAUGAAUCGGACGAUGAUGUUAUCGAAGUUGUUAGAGAUGAAGCGCCCAUUGAAAUUUUAUCUGAUGAUGAAGAGACUGAAUUAGAAAGAUCUAAGCUAGUAACAGCAGUAGAUGAGUUUCUGUUUGCAGAUUUGCCAGCCAGACUUGAAAACUCUAUCGAUAAAGCGAAGAAUUCUCCCAUAGAUCCUCUUUUUAGUAAUACUUAUUUAGAAAGUAGUAUAGAUGUGACAGAUUGUAACACAGGUCAAAAUGAAGUUACAAAUAAUCUCGAGGAUGAAGAAAGGAGUACUAUUGUUAAUGUAACUGACCUUUUAAGUGAUAAUCAAAGGAAUGAAGAACCUGGAAUUAAUUUGCCUCAUACAGAAAAUAAGAAAAUUGAUAAUACAUCAAUUCCAAAUGUUCCUGAUGAAGGUUCGACCGAUAAUAAGAGUGACUGACGUUAUGCUUUAAUAUAGAAAUGUAAUUUUUUUGCUAUUCUUUAAGACA